AUGGCGGAUUCUGGUCCAGCCAGCUUCUUGACUCGGGCCAAUGCCAUAUAUAGAAAAAACUUAACCUAUCAGAAACGGAAUAUAUGGAGCAAUGUUCGGCUUAUCAUGAUACCUUUCUACCUCUGCAUAGUUCUCGUGUGUGUUCAAGCUCUGAUCGAUUCACAGGUCAAUAACUCAGUGGAUAAUCAAUGUGGUUGCAAAUGCAUUGACAAAACCGGAGUCGAAAAAUGUCAAAUGGUCUGCGGUGUAGAGUACUCGACUCGGGAUCAAGGAGUGUUUUGUGCCAUACCAAAACCACAACCAUGGCCUCCUUUGAUGCUAAUUCCUCGUCCAGAGAAUCGUGCUGUUGACACCAAAUACACUGACGCCCCGUGUAGACGGAAACAUUCUUGCCCUGUAAGUAUACUUCUCACUGGGAAUAACCAAUCUCUUGGAGCAACUUUGUCUAGAAAUCUUCUGAGGACGUCCUUUACAAUGAACUCAUUUGACAUCUUGUCUAGUUUGGCGGAUAAUGUGUUGGCUACAACAUAUAAAGGAAGUGCCACCAAUUAUCUUGAUGCAGGGAUUGUCUCAGAUCUUAGCAUUUACAACAUCCAACCUCAGUGCCCUCCACACUCUAGUUUUCCUUUCUCAGUCGGACAAUCACCUCUAAAUUUUACCAAAGAAAUGAGAUGCGUUCAAGGAUUGAAUCUUUGGAGAAAUAGCUCCAGAGAGAUCAACCAUGAGAUCUUCAAAGGUUAUCAGAAAGGAAACUCUGAUGGGUUGAUAAGUGAGAUCGUUGCAGCAUACGAUCUCUUGAACACAAUUAAGACUAACUUCAAUGUGAACAUAUGGUAUAAUGCAACGUACAAGGAUGAUUCAAAUAGGCCUAUAAAGUUGGUCCGAGUUCCCCGCUUGGUCAGUUUGGUGUCAAAUGCUUAUCUUCAGUAUUUGCAAGGCCCCGGGACAAGGAUAUCGUUUGAGUUUGUCAAAGAAAUGCCUAAACAAGAAACUAAACUUCGUCUAGACCUUGCAUCUCUGAUUGGUCCAGUUUUCUUUACAUGGGUUAUUCUUCUUUUAAUUUGUAUGCCGGUAAUCUUGACCUCAUUGGUGUAUGAGAAGCAGCAUCGUCUAAGAAUUAUAAUGAAAAUGCACGGCCUAGGAGACGGUCCGUAUUGGAUGAUUUCCUACGUCUAUUUUCUUGCCAUAUCCACGUUAUUCAUUAUAUGCUUGAUGAUAUUUGGGUCAGCGAUAGGACUGAAGUUCUUUCGGAUCAAUGACUACAGCCUCCAGUUCGUUUUUUAUUUUCUCAACAUAAAUCUGCAAAUCUCCAUUGCCUUUUUGAUUUCCUCAGCAUUUUCAAAAGUUGAGACAGCAUCAGUUGCUGCGUACAUAUACGUAUUUGGAUCUGGACUAUUGGGCUUGUUCCUCUUUCAAUUCAUGCUUGAAGAUUUAUCGUUUCACAGAGGCUGGAUUUUAGUCUUAGAGCUGUAUCCUGGCUUCUCUCUGUUCCGAGGGUUGUAUGAGUUAUCGCAAUUUGCUUUUCAUGGGAACUUGAGUGGGAGGGAUGGGAUGAAGUGGAAACAUUUCAGUGAUAGUGGAAUGGAUGAAGUUUUCUACAUCAUAAUCGUUGAGUGGUUUGUCUCACUGACUGUAGCAUAUUAUAUCGAUAAGAUAUCUUCAUCCGGGAAAGACCCUUUGUUUUUCUUGAAAAACACUUUCAAGAAAUCUCCUUUUUCACAAAGGCCUAGCUUCCAAAAACAGGUCUCUGCGGCUUCCAAAGGAAUGGAGAAGCUAGAUGUCAUUCAGGAGAGUGAAAAAGUUGAGAAGUUGAUGCUUGAGCAGAACACAAGCCAUGCAAUUGUAUGUCACAACUUGAAGAAAGUGUAUCCAGGUAGGGAUGGAAACCCGCCAAAAAAGGCGGUUCAAGGUUUAUCUCUUGCCGUGCCUACAGGAGAAAGCUUCGGCAUGUUAGGUCCAAAUGGUGCAGGAAAGACCUCAUUCAUCAACACGAUGACUGGGCUUGUGAAACCAACAUCAGGGUCAGCGUUUGUUAACGGUUUGAGCAUAUGCACAGAGAUGGACAGAGUAUACACUAGCCUGGGUGUAUGCCCACAGCAUGACUUGCUCUGGGAGACGCUGACAGGAAGGGAACAUCUGCUCUUUUAUGGGAGACUUAAGAAUCUCAAAGGCUCUGAUCUCAACCAAGCAGUAGAAGAGGCUCUUAAGAGUGUGAACCUAUUUCACGGAGGAGUUGCUGAUAAACCUGCUGGAAAAUAUAGCGGAGGUAUGAAAAGACGACUAAGUGUAGCCAUUUCACUUAUUGGGAGUCCUAAGGUGGUUUAUAUGGAUGAGCCAAGCACAGGACUUGAUCCAGCUUCAAGAGUGAACCUAUGGACAGCCAUCAAACGUGCGAAAAGACAUACUGCAAUAAUUCUCACGACUCACUCAAUGGAAGAGGCAGAGUUUCUCUGUGACCGAUUGGGGAUUUUCGUAGAUGGAAGGUUACAGUGCAUAGGGAACCCAAAAGAGCUAAAGGGAAGGUAUGGUGGAUCCUAUGUCUUAACUAUGACAACAGCUUCUGAACACGAGCAAAACAUGGAGAUGUUGGUUCAAGAGUUUUCUCCAAACUCCAAGAAGAUAUAUCACAUCGCAGGGACACAGAAAUUCGAGAUCCCAAAAGAGAAAGUUCGGAUCUCAGAAGUGUUUCAGGCGGUAGAGAAGGCAAAGAGAAGUUUCAAAGUGUUUGCUUGGGGACUCGCGAAUACAACUCUUGAAGAUGUUUUCAUUAAGGUUGCUAGAACUGCCCAGGAUUUUAAUGCCUUCUCUUGA
Messenger RNA from Eutrema salsugineum, 2811 nucleotides. RefSeq names its product ABC transporter A family member 3. Gene Ontology annotation, molecular function: lipid carrier activity; ABC-type transporter activity; ATP binding. Gene Ontology annotation, biological process: transmembrane transport; lipid transport. Lineage: Eukaryota; Viridiplantae; Streptophyta; Magnoliopsida; Brassicales; Brassicaceae. The record is from RefSeq and is a predicted model, not a curated record. Gene Ontology annotation, cellular component: membrane; intracellular membrane-bounded organelle. The transcript is spliced from 15 exons. Bases 1 to 2811 code for a protein of 936 amino acids.